Labrus bergylta (ballan wrasse) is the source of this 5490-nucleotide messenger RNA. The record is from RefSeq and is a predicted model, not a curated record. NCBI's taxonomy places the organism in Eukaryota, Metazoa, Chordata, Actinopteri, Labriformes, Labridae.
CAGUUCACCCUUUCAACCUGAUGCGCAUUGCCAUUGGACGUAUCGAGGGUUGGACUCCAGCAGCCUGCAGCCUGUUAUUCAACCGCAGCGUGCGCGUCUGGCCAGUCGUCCCCUCGUUGUGCGCUGGAUAUGGAUCAGGACGCAGCGCGCUUCCCUGCUGUCUCCCGCGGAAAGGCUGCACUCUGCGGCUCAUAAAACAGCUGCACAAAUGAACCACCGACCGCCUGGCUCUUCCGGCGUGCAAUGGCUUAACAGGAGAGACAUGAGUGUCCGGACGGAUGACAGCAUCACCUUGUGCCAAAGGGCUCUCCAUAUCAUUUCGGAACUUUGUCUCACGGGACACGUAGACAGGGAGAAAUGUGCGGAUAUAUUUCCACUGGAGAGCACCAUACCAGGUAAAGGACACGCAGGUAAAUAGAAUAAAGUUGUUUUUUUUUUCAUUUCCUGAAUGCAACUAAAUGAAUCACUUGUGUUUGUUUAAUUGAAAACAAUAAAUAGGCUUAUUAUUGCAACAAGAAGAAAAAAAAUCUUCAAACUUUAUCAGCGUCGUUUAUUGUGUUUGUUUGGGCUGAUGUGAAAGUGUUUCUCUACCUGUUACGCAUCUUGCUGCAGCUCAGGAUGAAGCAGCAACAGGUGGAUAACAGACUGAGGCUAUAUAAGUGAGAAUUAGAACUAUGCCUCUCUCUUGUCUCUCUUUCUUUUUUUCACUUUGAAAUCCGGGGAAUCUAUUCAGUGUUAGUUUGAUUUCCACAUUUUAAACAAUACUUGCUUUGCUUUUUUUUUUUCAAAUUAAGCACAGUCAGUCCAAACUAACAACUUAAAAAAUCGCUUAGAAAAGCAAAAAGCAUCAACAGGAGGGAGACUAAAUGCAUGUUUUCCUCCUAAGUCAUGUAAUUCUCUUGAUGCUGAGGUUUAAUUUGACUUUAUACUGUCCUGCUUUAUCAAACAGGUGCGUAUGCUGCCCCUUCUUUCUUACAGCCUGCCUUUUCUCCUCUUUUCUCUUUCUCCCUUGCAUGUUUGUCCGUCACAUUUUUCCCUUUGCUUGCUUCUCCUUUUCUUUUUCUUUUUUCUCUGUCUCUGUCCACCUCUAUGGGUCCCUCCUCCUCCAUGGUUACAUGUAGACAUCUCUAUUAGUCUGCUUGCUGUGGUCGUGGGUUUCUGUGGCCUCGCCCUGUUGGUAGUAUCUCUCUUUGUCUUUUGGAAGCUGUGCUGGCCCCUCUGGAGGAGCAAGACUCUGACAAACCACGCUGAAAAUGGCCUCCGCGUGGGUUUCCCCGAGGUCCCACAGCCAAACUCCCCUCCGGUUAACGAGUGUAAAGCAUUGGAGGCUGAGAGGAAGUACCCGCUGGAGGUGAAGAUGAAUGGGCGGAGCUCUGUAAAGCUCCUGGAGGCGGCCAUGAAGAUCAGCCAGACGUCUCCAGACAUCCCAGCGGAGGUGCAAACAGCCCUGAGGGAGAAGCUGAGCCAACAGGCGAAGAUCCAGAGGCAGACCACAGAGCCAACGUCCUCCUCCAGACACAAUUCAUUCCGGCGCCACCUGCCUCGUCAGAUGAAUGUCAACAGCUUUGACUUCAGCAUGGAUACAGUACCUCUUCGGCAAUCUUCAACAGUGAGCAUUGGAAGAAUAAAACCAGAACUCUACAAGCAGAAAUCUGUGGACUCAGAGGGUGAGGAAAAAGAGCCUGUAGAGACUUGUGGGAAGCUCAGCUUCUCACUGCAGUACGACUAUGAGGAACAAUCAUUGGUAGUAAGAAUCCUUAAGGCCUUGGACCUACCUGCUAAAGACUUCACGGGCACCUCCGACCCGUACGUGAAGAUCUACCUGUUACCAGAGAGAAAGAAGAAGUUCCAGACACGAGUCCAUCGCAAGAAUCUGAACCCCACGUUUGAUGAGGCUUUCUGUUUCCCCGUGGCGUAUGAUGAGGUUUGCAACCGCAAGCUGCACUUCAGUGUCUAUGACUUUGACCGCUUCACCAGCCACGAUAUGAUUGGUGAGGUGGUGGUGGACAACCUCUUUGAACUCUCAGAUCUUUCCAGGGAGGCAGUGGUUUGGAAGGAUAUUCAUGCAGCAACUACGGAGAGUGUUGACCUGGGAGAGAUCAUGUACUCGUUGUGCUACCUCCCCACAGCAGGGAGAAUGACCCUAACAGUCAUCAAAUGCAGAAACCUCAAAGCCAUGGACAUCACAGGCUCUUCAGAUCCUUAUGUGAAGGUUUACCUGAUAUGUGAUGGACGAAGACUGAAAAAGCGGAAAACGACAACCAAGAAAAGCACACUUAAUCCAGUAUACAACGAGGCCAUCAUCUUUGACAUCCCCCCAGAGAACGUGGAACAAGUCAGUCUGUCCAUCAUGGUGAUGGAUUAUGAUCGGGUUGGACACAAUGAGGUGAUAGGCGUGUGUCGCACCGGGCCAGAUGCCGAGGGUCUUGGACGGGAUCACUGGAAUGAAAUGUUGGCUUAUCCGCGGAAGCCCAUCACACACUGGCACGCUCUAGGAGAGUGGCCGGGAAGAGCAACAAGCUUUGAGAGUCAAGGUUCGUGCCCUUCGCCCAAACCGCCACAGACGCCUUGAUGGUCCCAGGUAGAGAUAAAACCACCUGUGUAAGAAAUAAGAGUUUAGAGUUUUUAUGAAGCUGUGGUGCCUACCAGUUUCCUGUGAGCAUGUUGUGUUAAAAUUCAUUCAUUUCUUAUAUAUGUUUUAGAAACAAUGCUGUAUUGAAAUUGUUUUUAAUUCGUUCAUCUGAACUCCAACUCUUCUGGCUAUGCACAGCACUUACUGUCUUUUAAAGUUUGUUUUUCAUAUGUUCACUUUGAGACUCCCAGAAAAGCUGUAUUUGCCAAACAUUUACACAGGCAACAGCUUCAUUGCAAGAAGCCUCACUGCCUCGGGAUAUGCCCCAAAAGCUCUUUAGUGAGAUAGCACUUUGAAAGGGUGAACAGUUAAAGUGUUAAAGUGUGAAAAAAUGUCAGGAAAAAACUGACAAGAUACAAAAAAGCCACUGAAUCACUGAUUUAUAGCCAGGUUUGAUAUGAAUGCUGGUAACUGUAUCCUCAAGGGCUGGUUAAAUAUCUUUAAAUUCAGCUGCAGAAACUGUCGUAAAUGUGUCAAAGUAAUUAUUAACCAGCCAUUGUUACAUGCAGACAUCAGGGCUGUCAGAUUUAGAGAACCUGUAGCAGAUACAUGUAGCUAAAAUAUGUACAGAUAUAAAGUACAGUCUCACUUUGUGGGGUCAAAAGUCUUUCAAUAAAUUGUAUGUCAAACCCCUUGAAAAACUUUAAUUCUACGUUGGUUAAUAUUAUGGCUCCACAUUCUACCAUACAUGUUGGUUGGAUUAAGGUCUUUUAAUGGUUGUUACUAAAAAUAUAAAUACAUUUGCCAGUAUUAAAGAAACAUUUUAGAUCGUAGCUUAUAUGAUAGAUAGAUAUAGACCAGCAGGCCUGUAGAAGUUGAUCCUUCUUUAAUCAAUUUGAUUAAAUACCAAAAAUGUAAGGAAUGGAUUUUUUUAAAAUAAAGUAAAAUGGACCAUGGAUAGAGAAAAUGGCCAUAUUUCAAAGUAAGACAUCAUAUUUGAUAACCCAUUAUUAUCUACCUUUAGACAACAGCUACUGCUAGCCAUUGAGCUAGUCCUUUGUUACAUUUGGUUAGCGUACAGUGCAUUUGCUAGGGUACAAAAACUAGUACAUUUUUCAAAACAAAUCAGUAUAUUUGCUAGUUAGCGAGUCCUUUCCAAGUGUAACGCAUAAAACUAUCACACAGUAUUUUUAGCUUACAGCCAUUACCUAGCUAGAUUUACCUACUAAGUGGCUGGAUGCUAACGUAAACUGUUGUCUUACAGUAGCUGGAUUAUCCAAUGUGUUGUUUUAUCUUGACUUUUUUUUUCUACGAAUUGUCUUUCUGAUUGCUGAUCAAUCUGGAAGGGAUGAAUUGAUAAUGGUUGUCUGGUACCUUAGUGCGACUAAAAACCUUGAGCACUCUAGUUGAUCAUUAAAAUAGCUUUUAGCUCCCGACCCUGAGCCUGCACAGAGGAAAGUGGCUCCCUUGAGUUUGUUCCAUUUCUAUUAACUGCCUAAUGUGCCAUGAAAAAAUGGGAAAACUUGACAUCAGUAGCAUCCUUAACUAGAUAAGGAAAAGCCUAGCUAACUCUCAAUUAGCCUAACUAACCAGAAAAUAUAGGCGUAAUAGGGUAAUUUAAGGGCCUGUGUCCACUAACGUCGUUUUUUGCGCUGGCGGCGCUCAAAGCAUUGUUUUUGUUGCUAGGUUGCUAAAAGUGAACUUCCACAUCUCCCGGUAAUAACCGUUAGGUGUGUUUAGAUAGCUCUGUGUGCUUAAUAUUUGCUUUUAUUUAACAAUAUAUAUCACCAAGAAAACAUGCAAAAAAUGUAAAGGAAUGGUGUCCUGGCACAAGCGGCAACUCUAGACCUGUAAAUUGUAUCCUCAAAAAGACGAGCACAGAUAUCAGAAGUCCCACCCCCUCUUCAUUUUGAUUUGUCAUGGAGGGAAAAGUGAUAUUGACGACCUCGGAGCAGUCUCAAAAGUUGAAGUGUUUUCAACUGAGAGUGCUGUGAGCCUAGCGACAAAAAAAACGCUAACGCUGUAUUUUAGCGUUCAGGAGGCUGAGCGCUGAAAACGAUGAUCUGCAUUGCUUUUGUAUGGAAAAUGUGUGGACACAGGCCUUAAUGUAGCCAAACUUUAGUGAACAACAACUUCUCCUCACUCUUUACAAAUUCAGGGACUUAUAAUCCAUAAAAGACAUUACAUAUUAGGAAAUGUUGUGUACAUUUGACGCCAUAUGAAAUUGAUUUGAAUCCAUCUAAAACACAACAUGGACUCAGCUUCAUCUUUCACAUGAGUAAUAAGAAACUAAUAAAAAACAUUAUAGCUAAUAGAAAAUGGCUAUCUACUGUUAUCUAACUUGCACAUUAACAAGCUUUUUCCCCUGCGCUGCCCAAAAUAUGAAAAUGAAAUAUUUUUACUGGUAGCAUGUCUCCCUAUGCUUAAAAAUAUAUACAUAGAAAGAUAUUGUAAAAAAAUAAUAAUAAUUAUAAAAUUUUGAUCUUUGUGUUUACCUUUGUAUAUACUGUCAAUGAAAGUGUUUGUAUAUAUUGAAAAGUGACAUUUAAGAAUCUGUCGUAUACUCAUGGAAAUAGAGACAUCAAAAAUGUAUUUCUAUUGUUUGGUGAUGAUUUGAAGAGCUCAGCCUUGUACUCGAGUGAAAUUUAAACAUGUUCUGUAAUAGUUGUGAACAAUUAGUCAAACUGGAGACCCCAGUGAAGCCAACUCUAACUUGUUAAGCUAUUCCAUGUGUAGGAGUUUAGAGCUUUGAGCUGUAAUCGUUUGUAUAUUGGUUGAAUCUAUAUUGAACAAGAACAACUGCAAGAACCGUCCUGAUGUGUACAGUUUGUGAUAACUUUUUGUAACAUUUGGAAUAUUAUUUAGUGUAUCUGUUUCAUAUGUAUUUUAACUAAAUAAAUACAAAUUGAAGAGUAACA